AUGGUCACCUUCAAAUUACUUUUUGCCAUUUCCACCAUUAAAGAAUGGCAUAUUCUACAAAUCGAUAUUAAUAAUGCUUUUUUAAAUGGAGACCUCAAUGAAGAUGUGUACAUGACAUUACCUCCUGGACUAACUACUUCUCAAUCUGUGGAUACAGGUGCUCCUCUCGUUUGCAAACUUCAAAAAUCCAUUUACGGCCUCAAACAGUCCUCGAGACAAUGGUACAAGAAGCUCACUGAUGCUCUGCUCCAAGACGGAUUCAAACAAUCCCAGGCCGAUUACACCUUAUUUACUAGAGGAACAGAUGAUGAUUUCGUUGCCCUGCUUGUCUAUGUUGAUGACAUAGUGCUCACGGGUCUUAACAUCCACACUUUGCAACAAGUUCAGCAGUCUCUACAUCAACAAUUCAAACUCAAAGCUCUAGGAGAGCUAAGAUACUUUCUUGGAUUCGAAAUUGCAAAAUCAAAAGAAGGUCUCUUUCUCUCUCAAAGAAAAUACACACUUCAACUACUUGAUGACACUAGUUUUUCUGGAUGUAAACCGGCUAAAACCCCCAUGGAUCCAAGGACUAAGUUGGACGAUCAGCAAGGAGAACCUCUCACUAAUCCCUCAGCCUACAGACAACUAAUUGGGAAGCUCCUAUACCUCACUUUAUCAAGACCAGAUAUCACUUAUGCAGUGAAUAAUCUUAGCCCAUUCAUGUCAACCCCUAGAACACAACAUCUGCAGGCACUCAACCACCUCAUUCGCUAUCUUAAAGGAAGCCCUGGUCAAGGCAUUCUAUAUUCAACCACUUCCUCUCUCAAACUCUGUGGUUUCUCUGAUUCCGAUUGGGCUUCCUGUCCAAUUACAAGACGAUCAACAACGGGAUUCUGCAUUUUUCUUGGUGAGUGUCUCAUAUCUUGGAAAACAAAGAAACAACCCACCAUCUCAAAAAGCUCAGCAAAAGCCAAAUAUAGGGCACUUGCUGCAACAACAAGUGAAAUUACUUGGCUCCAAUACUUACUUUCAGACUUCCAAAUACAACAAACAAGUUCGGCAUUCAUAUAUUGUGACAACCAAUCGGCUAUCCACAUCGCCAACAACCCUACAUGUCAUGAACGCACCAAGCACAUCGAACUUGAUUGUCAUUUUAUUCGAGACAAAAUCAACAACUCCACAAUUCGGCUCAUUCCAGUUUCAAGCACAUUACAGUUGGUCGAUGCCUUCACCAGGCCCUUACCAGCUACUACCCUCACUUCACAUAUUCGCAAGAUGUCUAUAUAUGACAUAUACAGUCCACCUUGA
Molecule: messenger RNA, 1287 nt
Organism: Cannabis sativa
Lineage: Eukaryota; Viridiplantae; Streptophyta; Magnoliopsida; Rosales; Cannabaceae
Exons: 1
Coding region: 1-1287 (428 amino acids)
Source: RefSeq, a predicted model, not a curated record